AUGAACACUGCUCGAAUAUGCCUACCUCGUUUAGAGACAUCAGAUAGAAAUGUAACAUAUCCUGUUAAUUCAGCAUCGCUCGUAGCCGUUGGAUGGGGUCUUUUGAAUUCUGACGCCCCAGAGAUACCAUCCGAUCAACAUCUUCAACAAGUGACAGUAGUAUCGGUGUCAGUUGAUGAUCCACGAUGUGAAGAGUUUAUUAGUGAUACACGCUUCCAGUUUUGUGCUGGCGUGGAUGGCGGCGGCAAAGAUACAUGUCAAGGUGAUUCAGGUGGUCCACUCAUGCGAUUUGAACCUACACAAAAACGAUGGGUAUUAGCUGGUAUCACAAGUUUUGGUUUAGGUUGUGCUGAUCCUCGCUAUUCUGGUGUAUACACACGUGUUUCAGCUUAUCGCGACUGGCUCCGCUCAGUUGUCAGUGAUGGAUUUAUUGAAUCAUUAAUUAAUCUUGAUUCCUCUGCUACUAAAAAAAAUAUGGAAAUAUCUAAUAAAACAUGUGACAUGAUAACAAAUGAAGAUAUACAAGCAAUUGAAUCAAUUUAUUCAUAUUGGUUUGGUGAAAAUAUUAAUACAUGGUCGAAAAGUUAUCCAGUAAGUACACAAUUAUGGUCUAAAGUCAAUGAACAAACAGAUCAAGAAAUUAGAGAUAAAUUUGAAAAAUAUUUAAUCGAUGCCACAACAUCAAAUAAUAAUCUUUAUCAACGUUGGAAAACAACUAAUCAAGGUCGAUUAGCAUUAAUUAUUUUAUUUGAUCAAUGUCCUCGUAAUAUAUAUCGUAAUACAAAAAAAAUGUUUGAAUUUGAUCCAUUAGCUCUUAAAUUAUCACUUGAUAUUAUUAAUGAUCCAACAUAUAUAACAACAUAUAGUUUACCUGAACGAUUGUUUAUCUAUUUUCCUCUUGUUCAUUCUGAAGAACUUUCUUAUACAACAAAAGGUGCAAAUUUAAUGAAUGAUCUCGUUACACAAAUAACUCAACGUGAUUUACGUAAACGAUAUAAUAAAAAUGCUCAAAUGGCAAAACUUUAUCAAGAAAUCAUUGAAUUAUUUGGUCGUUAUCCAAAUCGAAAUCAUUUUCUUGAACGUCAAUCAACUAUAGAAGAAGAAAAAUAUUUAAAAACAGCACGUAAUGGUUUUAUAAAACCCAUUAAAACUAUCAAAUCUACUAUUGAGAAUGAAAUGCCAUCUCUUUUAACUCAAUCAACAUCUCCCCUCUUAAAAAUACUUGUUCUUCAUGGUUUUCGUCAAAAUGCGAAUAGUUUAAAACGUAGCGCAAAGAAACUCUUCAAAGGAUUAAAAAACGUUGCAACAUUUUAUUUUGCUAAUGGCCCAUUACCAUGUAAUACAACAGGUGAAACGAAAGAAUCAUUAUCAAAUGCUUUUGACAAUGAAAAUAUGCCUGAAACAAGUUAUCAACGACAAUGGUGGAAUGCAUCAACAGAUUAUAAAACUUAUCAUCAUUUAGAUGUUUCAUUACAUUAUAUUGAUAAAUUAUUUAAAUCAGAAGGUCCAUUUGAUGGAAUAAUAGGCUUUUCUCAAGGAGCUGCAUUAACUGGAAUUUUAUGUGGUUUACAACCAUUUGGAAAUAUUACAUUUAAUUUUGCUAUUUUAAUUUCGGGAUUUCCUUCUCGAGCAGAAUCUCAUGAACAAUUAAUGCAACCGAAUUCAAUUAAAAAUAUACCAUCUUUACAUAUUUAUGGAACUAAUGAUGUUUUAGUUGCUAAUGAUCGAACAUUACAAUUAGCCGAUGUAUUUGAAAAUUCUAUAGUUUUAUCACAUCUUGGUGGACAUUUUACACCAAAUACAUGGCCAAGUACUGAUAUCAUACAAUUCUUACUUGAACAACAAAAAUGUUUAUCAAAUAAAUUGAAUAUUUCACAAAAUCCUGAUACAUUACAAUUUCAAUCCUUAAAAACAUUUGAAGAAAAACUCAAAGCAACAAUUUUCUUUCAUCAAAAACAAAUCUCAAAUAUUCCAGCUACUGAACGAAAAAAUACAAAAAUAUCUAUUAUUCCAAUUGGUUUGUCUAAAUCAUUUGAUCAAUCAAAUAUUGAAACUAUUAUUAAUAAUAAUAUCGAUGAUUAUCUAUUAGAUGAUAUUAUGUUACUUAUCUGGUGUGAACGAACAACAUUUCAUAAUAGUGAACCAAAUGAUAAUGAUGACAAAAAUCCAAUCUCAUUAUUUUUUCGACAUUGGAUAUUAUUAUAUUUAAAAAAAUCCGAUGAAUUGCUUUCAUCAUAUUUUAAUUUUAUUCCAAAAUAUGGUAGUUGGGGAGAUUUAAAAACUUUAUAUUUAUCUAUUUGUCAAAUGGAAAAUGAAUUUAUUGAUAAGAAAAUAUUAUUGGAUAAUCUGAAAGAAGAAUGUGUAAAAAUGUUUGGUGAACAAUUAAAACAUGAUUCUCGUAUUAUUUUAAAUCAACCAGAUGAAUUAGCAAAUGAACAAGAAGAACAAAUGAAUCUUAAAAAUCAAGAAUGGAUUAGUAAUUGUGCAAAAGAAGCUCCACGACUUGCUAGUAAUCGUAAUAAUUUAAGCACAAUUAUGGCCAAAGCAAUUGCAAAAUAUAUGCGACCAAUUAUUGAUAUUAAUAAUAAAAGUGAAAAAGGUUAUGUAUAUCAAAUGUAUCGACGAUUAAUAUCAGAUAUUUGUCAUGUAUUGAAAAAAGCAUCACCAACUUAUGUUGAUGAACAAGUUAGAUUACGAACACGACGAGAUCGGGCAUUUCAAUAUACAAAAGAACAACGAGAACAAUUAUUAAAUGCUCCACCUUCAGCCUACAUAACAAAUCCUGAACCCGAACCAGUUGUUCCAUGUUCUUUACAAGACUUACAGCCAUUAUUAGAACAUUUAAUAUUGAAUAAACCUGGACCUGAUAAUGAUAAUCAAUCGAUUGUCUUCUCACGUGGUACAAUUAUGACAGGUGGACGAUUAGAUUUAUGUAAACAAGUCGUAGGUCCAAAAGGUAUAAAACCAUUACUCGAUGCAAUGAAAAAUAGUUCAGUAGUUAAUCGAUUAUUAUUAGGAAAUAAUAUUGUUGGUUUACCUGGUGCUCAAGCUAUUUCUCAAUAUAUUCGUUUUAAUAUCGAUUCAAAUAUUGAUACAUGGUAUAUAGCUGGUAAUAAUUUCGACGAUGAAUGUAUGUCAUUAAUAUGUGAAGCAUUAGCAACUGAUACAAAAGUUAAAGCACUUUGGUUAAAACGAAAUCCAAUAUUACCUAGUGGAGUUAUUCAUAUUGCUCAAAUGUUAACAACAAAUCAUUAUUUACAAACAUUAGAUUUAUUAAAUACUGGUUUAUUAGAUGAUGGUUGUGAAAUAUUAUUUAAUAGUUUGAAAUUAAAUCAGACAUUAAAACAUUUGUAUUUGGAUACAAAUGGUCUUACGAUUAAAAGUGGACGAAUUAUACGUUUAUAUUUCGAACAAAAUGAGAAUCAUUUAGAAUCAUUAUAUUUAUCAUGCAAUGCAUUAGGUGAUGCAGGUACAUGUGAAAUAGCAGCUGGAUUAAAACAUGAUAAACAUCUUAAACGACUUGGUUUAGCAUCGAAUUGUAUUGGUGUUGAUGGUGCACGAGCUUUAGUUGACGUUCUGAUUGAUCAUUCAUCACUUGUACAAUUAAAUCUUGGUUAUAUGAAAGCAACAAUUUUACUUGGUGGUUUAGAUAAUGUUAUCGGAGAUGAAGGUGCAAUUGAAAUUAGUCGAUUGAUUCGUUCUAAUCAACAUAUUCGUUCAAUUGAUUUAACAUUUAAUGGGAUUUCACAAAAAGGAUUAAUACAAUUAAAAGAUGCUUUAAAACAAAAUCAAACUUUGACAACAUUAAAAAUCUUACAAUUUGGACAAGUACUUAAUGAAUUAACUAAAGAAGAAAUUAAUACAAAAAUUGAACAAAAUAAAAUUGAAUGGGGUAAACAAAUACUUAACAAUGAUCCGAAUUAUACUAAUACAUCACCAACAAAACCUGAAUGUUUGAAAAAAGGUCAAGAAUUAAAUGAUGAAAUCAAUUUUCCUGAACAUGUCAUGGAAAUAAUUAGUUAUUAUCGAACACAUUAA
Molecule: messenger RNA, 4038 nt
Organism: Adineta steineri
Lineage: Eukaryota; Metazoa; Rotifera; Eurotatoria; Adinetida; Adinetidae
Source: the annotation of a GenBank genome assembly